This is a messenger RNA of Prunus armeniaca (apricot), 1158 nucleotides long. The record is from the annotation of a GenBank genome assembly. Lineage: Eukaryota; Viridiplantae; Streptophyta; Magnoliopsida; Rosales; Rosaceae.
AUGAAGGUUUUUGUCAAGACUUUGAAGGGCACUAACUUCGAGAUCGAAGUGAAACCCGAAGAGAUGGUUGCUGAUGUCAAGAAAAUUAUUGAGACCGUACAGGGUGCAGAUGUGUACCCUGCCUCACAACAGAUGCUUAUUCAUCAGGGGAAAGUUCUUAAGGACACCACAACUCUAGAAGAAAAUCAAGUUGCUGAAAAUAGUUUUAUUGUGAUAAUGUUAACCAAGAAUAAGGCAUCACCAAGCGGAGCCUCCAGUACAAAAGGUGCAGCCACAAGUCAGGCUCAACCUGCUAGUACUCCUACCUCGACAGCCCCACCAGUAGCAACUCCAGCUCCUGUGCGAGCUGUGGCAGAGUCACAGCCUGUCGUUGAGACUCCUGCUGUUGCAGCUCCCACCGAUUCUUCAAGAUCAGAUGUGUAUGGCCAAGCUGCAUCAAAUCUUGUUGCAGGAACUAAUUUAGAGGCUACCGUUCAGCAGAUUCUAGAUAUGGGCGGAGGAAGUUGGGAUCGUGAUACAGUUGUCCGUGCUUUACGUGCUGCUUUCAACAACCCUGAAAGGGCUGUUGAGUAUUUAUAUUCUGGCAUUCCUGAACAAGCUGAAGUCCCACCAGCAGCCCAAGUUCCUGCUGGUGAACAAGCAGCAAAUCCUCCAGCAGCAAAUCCUCCAGCCCAGGCUCCACAACCAGUAGCGCCUACUGGAGGUCCGAAUGCAAAUCCACUAGACCUGUUUCCACAGGGCCUUCCCAAUAUGGGUGCAAAUGCUGGUGCAGGCAAUUUGGAUUUCCUGCGCAACAGUCCACAGUUCCAAGCUUUGCGAGCUAUGGUGCAAGCAAACCCUCAAAUUCUCCAGCCUAUGCUUCAAGAGUUAGGGAAACAAAAUCCGCAUCUAAUGCAGCUCAUUCAAGCACAUCAAGCUGACUUCUUACGCUUGAUAAAUGAGCCUGUUGAAGGCGGUGAAGGGAACCUAUUGGAGCAGUUGGGUGCAGCAGUGCCACAGGCUGUGACCGUCACCCCUGAGGAGCGAGAGGCCAUCGAACGUCUUGAAGCUAUGGGUUUCGAUCGGGCCCUUGUGUUGGAGGUAUACUUUGCAUGCAACAAGAAUGAGGAGCUGGCGGCCAACUAUCUUUUGGAUCACAUGCAUGAGUUUGAGGAAUGA